GGUCCAGGCUGCGCGUUGUGCUGUCGGCGGAAAGUCGGGAUCCGGACUGGUCCGUGUACAUGAACCCGGGGAGAAGUGGACCUGAGCUUCGCCUGAGGAGGAACAUGGAAUGGGAGUUGUGGAUUUGAGGCGCACGGCAUUGGAAAUGGGAGGUGUGCUCGCGGAGCUGCUGCUGUGGAGUUUUCUGCUGUCGGCGGUUCAGGGCUCUCCCCUUCUUCUUUUCGCCAACCGGCGGGAUGUGCGGUUGGUGGAUGCAGACGGCAUUCGGGGUGAGUCGGCCAUCGUUGUCAGUGAACUGGAAGACGCAGCGGCUGUGGACUUCCUGUACGAUGAGGGCCUGAUAUUUUGGACAGAUGUCAGUGAGGAAGCCAUAAAACAGACACACUGGAACCAGUCCUCCAACUCCCUCAAAGAGGCCCUGGGAACGGGCCAGGCUGUGGUCGUGUCCGGGCUGGACAGCCCUGAUGGGUUAGCCUGCGACUGGCUGGGUAAAAAGCUUUACUGGACAGACUCGGAGACCAACCGGAUCGAAGUGGCCAACCUGGAUGGCUCCUCCAGAAAGGUUUUGUUUUGGAUGGACUUGGACCAGCCCAGAGCCGUCGCCCUGAAUCCCGCUCAGCGAUACAUGUACUGGACAGACUGGGGAGAGGAGCCCAGAAUAGAGCGGGCCGGCAUGGAUGGCAGCAACAGGAAGGUGAUUGUGAAUGUGGACAUUUACUGGCCCAACGGUCUCACCAUCGACCUGGUGGAGCAGAAACUGUACUGGGCUGAUGCCAAACUUAGCUUCAUCCACAGAGCCAACCUGGAUGGAUCUGCACGUGAAGCGGUGGUGGAGGGAACCCUCACCCAUCCCUUUGCUCUGACACUGUCUGAGGACACGUUGUAUUGGACUGACUGGCAGACCCGCUCAAUCCACGCCUGCAACAAACACAGUGGAGAUAAAACCAGACAGAUCCUUAGUGGGAUCUACUCUCCAAUGGACAUCCAGGUCCUGGAGCCUUAUCGACAGCCUCACAUCGAGACGCCUUGCAGUGACAAUAAUGGAGGCUGCAGUCAUCUCUGCCUCCUCUCUCCAGUCCAGCCUUUCUACAGCUGUGCCUGCUCUACAGGAGUCCAGCUUCAACAAGAUGGAAAGACAUGCAAACCAGGGGCAGAGCAGGUUCUGUUGCUGGCUCGACGAACGGACCUGAGAAGAAUCUCUCUAGAUCUGCCGGACUUCACUGAUGUAGUGCUACAGGUUGACAACAUUCGCCACGCCAUCGCUAUUGACUAUGACCCGAUUGAAGGCUAUGUCUACUGGACAGACGAUGAGGUUCGGGCCAUCCGCCGAUCCCACAUUGAUGGCAGCAACGCCAUGAUGCUGGUUACCACGGAGAUUAACCACCCAGAUGGCAUUGCUGUUGACUGGGUGGCCAGGAACCUUUACUGGACCGACACCGGCACUGAUCGGAUCGAGGUCACCAGGCUCAACGGAACGUUUCGGAAAAUUUUGAUUUCGGAGAACCUGGUUGAACCGCGAGCCAUCGUUCUGGAUCCUGUUAAUGGAUACAUGUACUGGACUGACUGGGGUGAAAAUCCAAAGAUCGAGCGAGCCAACCUGGAUGGAACAGACCGAGUAAUCCUUCUCAACAGUUCCCUCGGCUGGCCCAAUGGACUCGCUAUCGACUACGCUGCUGGAAAACUGUACUGGGGAGACGCUAAAACGGACAAGAUAGAGGUGAUCAAUGUGGACGGCAGUGGCAGACAGAUUCUGCUGGAGGACAAGUUACCUCACAUCUUUGGUUUCACUCUGCUGGGCGAUUACAUUUACUGGACCGACUGGCAGAGACGCAGCAUCGAGAGGGUCCACAAAGCUACGGCUGUACGAGAAAUAAUCAUCGAUCAGCUGCCCGAUUUAAUGGGUUUGAAGGCAACUAAAGUGACCGAGACGCAUGGUACAAACGGCUGUGCAGGAGAUAACGGUGGAUGCAGCCAUCUGUGCUUCUGGCGUCAGCGGGCGGUCAGUUGUGCCUGUCCCAUGGGGAUGGAGCUCUUGUCAGACCUCCAGACCUGUGUGGUUCCUGAGGCUUUCCUGCUCUUCACCAACAGGGACAGCAUUAGGAGCAUAUCUCUGGGUACCAACAGCAAUGAUGUGGCCAUCCCUCUGACAGGAGUCAAAGAGGCCUCUGCUCUCGACUUCGAUGUCUCUGAGAGGAGAAUUUACUGGACCGACAUUCAGGCCAAGACCAUCAGCAGGGCGUACAUGAACGGAAGCUCUGUGGAAUAUGUGAUCGAGUUCGGACUGGACUACCCAGAAGACAUGGCAGUAGACUGGAUGGGUCAUAACAUCUAUUGGGCAGAUACAGGGACGAACCGCAUCGAAGUGGCCCGGUUGGAUGGCCAGUACCGGCAAGUUCUGGUCUACAAGGACUUGGAUAAACCACGCUCACUGGACAACCCACGGUCACUUGCACUGGACCCGGCAAACGGCUACAUGUACUGGACAGAGUGGGGGGGUCGACCACGUAUAGCUAGAGCCUACAUGGACGGCAGCACCAUCACCACUUUGGUGGGCAAAGUGGGCCGGGCCAACGGAUUGACCAUCGACUAUGUAGAUCAUCGGCUGUACUGGACUGACCUGGACACGUAUAUGAUUGAAAGCACCAACAUGCAAGGCCUUCAGAGAGAGAUCAUUGUGGACGACCUCCCUCACCCCUUUGGUCUGACUCAGUACAGGGAUUUUAUCUACUGGACUGAUUUUAACUUGCGCAGUAUUGAGCGGGCAGAUAAACGUAGUGGACUGAACCGGACCGUGGUGCUCCAGGGUCAGCUGGAGCUGAUGCUGGACAUCCUGGUGUUCCACUCCUCACGUCAGGACGGCACCAACGACUGUUCCUAUAACAACGGGAACUGUGCCCACCUGUGCCUGGCCACGCCUGCUGGUGCCCAGUGUCGCUGUGCCUCCCACUACACCCUGGACCCUGAUGGUAGAAACUGUAGCUCACCUUCCAGUUUCCUGCUGUUCAGUCAGAAGACCAGCAUCAGCCGGAUGGUUUUAGGAGAGCAGAGUCCAGACAUCAUCCUGCCCAUUCACGUCAUGAGGAACGUCCGAGCCGUCAGCUACGACCCCCUGGACCGGAUGGUCUACUGGCUGGACGGACGACAAAACAUCCGACGGGCAAGAGAUGAUGGAUCCAUGUCUGCAAUGAUAGCCAGCAGCACCGCUCAAGCUGUGGACAAUCAGCUUCAUGACCUAAGCCUGGACCCCUACAGUCGGCACAUUUACUGGACCUGUGAGACAACUAACACCAUCAACGUCCAGAGGAUGGAUGGUCACAACGUAGGUGUGGUCAUCAAGGACGACACCGACAAGCCAAGGGCCAUUGUGGUCAACGCUGAGAAAGGGUACAUGUACUUCACCACCAUCCAGGAGCGCUCAGCAAAGAUCGAAGGAGCCAGUCUGGACGGCACCGAGAGGGAAUCUUUGUUCACCACCGGGCUCAUCAGACCUGUUGCUCUGGCUCUGGACAACAAGCUGGCAAAACUCUUCUGGGUCGAUGCCGACCUCAAACGCAUUGAGAGCAGCGACCUGACAGGAGCCAAUCGGAUUGUCCUCCAGGAUUCUAACAUCCUCCAGCCGCUGGGAUUGACAAUUCUGGGAGAUCAUCUGUACUGGAUUGACCGGCAGCAGCAGAUGAUUGAAAGGGUGGACAAAUUGACUGGAGAUGGACGCACACGCAUCCAGGGACGGAUUUUCUACCUGACCUCCAUCCAUGCUGUAGAAGAGAUGAAUCAGCAGGAGUUUGCAUCCCAUCCUUGUUCCCGUGACAACGGCGGCUGUUCCCACAUGUGCAUCGCUAAAGGUGAUGGGACUCCUCGCUGCUCCUGUCCCAUGCACCUGGUGUUGCUGCAGGACCUGCUGCACUGUGGAGAACCUCCUACCUGCUCCACAGAGCAGUUCACCUGCUCCACUGGAGAAAUCGACUGUAUUCCUCUGUCCUGGCGAUGUGACCACCUCCCUGAAUGUGAGGAUGGCAGCGAUGAAGAAAACUGUCCUGUUUGCUCCUCCUUCCACUUCCAGUGUGAUGAUGGGAGCUGUAUCGAUGCUCAGAGGCGCUGUGAUGGAGAACUUGACUGUCCUGAUAAGUCUGAUGAGCAGGACUGUGAAACCAUCUGCUCUCCCAGCCAGUUCCGCUGUGGUGACAACCAGUGCAUCCUGAAGAAGCAGCAGUGUGACAACUACUCCGACUGCUCCGAUGGAUCCGACGAGCUGGCAUGUGAGUUUGUUUCUCCUCCGUCGAACUUCAUCCCAAACCCCGAUCCCAACCCCAUCGGGCCCGUCAUCGCCAUCAUCCUGCUGGUGUUUGUGACCGGUGGAGCUUAUUUUGUGUGUCAGCGUGUGGUGUGUCGGCGCUACAAGAACCCCAACGGGACGUUUCCUCAUGAAUACGUCAGCGGGACACCCCACGUUCCCCUUAACUUCAUCACUCCCAGCAGCUCUCAGCAUGGUACCUUCCAAGGCAUCUCCUGUGGGAAAUCCAUCAUGAGCUCGGUCAGCCUGAUGGGCAGCAGCAGCAGUGGGGCUCCUCUCUACGACAGGAACCAUGUGACCGGAGCUUCGUCCAGCAGCUCGUCCUCCACCAAAGGGGCUUUCUACCCUCAGAUCCUGAACCCUCCUCCUUCUCCGGCCACUGACCGUUCCCUUUACAACACAGAGAUCUUCUACUCGUCCAACAGUCCGUCCACCACCAGAUCAUACAGGCCGUACCACCCGAUCCGUGGCGCCGCCCCACCCACAACACCCUGCAGCACCGACGUCUGUGACAGUGACUACACCCCCCACCCCCCCGCCGGCCUGCCGUCAUCGGCGAGCCGCUGGAAGGCCUCAGGCCAUGGUAAACACAACAAGUACUACAUGGACCUGAACUCAGACUCAGACCCCUACCCUCCACCCCCCACCCCACGCUCUCAGUACAUGUCAGCUGAGGAGAGCUGCCCCCCAUCCCCCUCCACAGAACGAUCCUACUUCCACCUGUCCCCCCCACCCCCUUCUCCCUGCACCGACUCCUCAUGACCCCCCAACAAACAAUGAGCCCUGUGAGGAAGAAAGUGUUGAAGACUCCUGGCUCCAGUUUUUUUAGGGAAAGACCUCCUCACCUCAGACAUGUGCCCCUACAUACCACGGUGGUCAAUCCAUCAUUCCAGUUGUCCUCCAGAUGUCAGGUCUUCUGAUGAGAUGUGUCCUGCAGGCUCUGCUCUGCCCAGAGGCUCAGAGAGGAGAAGAACUACAGCUACUCCUCCUUCAGCCUUCAUCUUCUUCUCUUGGGUCACUUCUUCCUCCAAGACUGAAUUCUGACCCUAAAACCUGGGGAAGCUCCUUCAGCUGAGAACUGAUGCCAAACAGUGGAGGAGGGAAAACCUCAAACCGCUGAAUCCACAAACCAAGCCAUGGACCCUGCCUCUCCGACCCCCUGCUGCUGUCUCCUCUUCUUCCUCCUCUUCCUCCUCCUCAGAGACAGGAAGCAGCAGAAAUGUACAUAGUGCUGGAAUUAUUUUCAGAUUUCAUUCAUGAUGGAUGAUCCAGAAAAAUGACAGAUGAAUGAGAGGAAACAAAAGAAUGAUGGAUGGAUGGAUGCAUGGAUGGAUGGAUGGAUGGAUGGAUGGAUGCAUGGAUGGAUGGAUGGAUGCAUGCAUGGAUGGAUGGAUGGAUGGAUGGAUGAACCUCGUAGAUCUUCCUACAAACCAAAACCUGGUGUCCAUGUGGACUUGUUGUACAGACAAGUGAUGAAGUGACUGAACUGUUAGAGGUGGACUCUCAGUCUGAAUCGUCAUCACCUCCUCUUUCCACUCUUCGUCCUGUUUACCAAAACUAUGUUUGCUGCUAUUGUGUACAUAAUCAUCAGAGGCCAAAAUGACCACUCUCAUUCUCACAUUAGAUUAUGAAGCUAUUUUACACCUCCUAACUAAUUAUUCUUAUAGUAUCUCGUCGUAUUUGUAUGUUCUUCGUGUAGAUGAUCAUGUAUGUCUGUCUGGUCUGGUUUGAAGGAGUCCUUCUGGGUUUCCAGCUGAGACUUUAAUCCAGAGCUGUUUCAGGAUCAGCUGAAGGUGUGGGAGACGCUGAGUCUGUAGUAUGUUGAUCUAACUGUCAUGAGAAGGUUUUAGUUGUAGUCUAACAAGCACUUGAGGCCUAAGGUUUGGACCUCUGAGGGGGUAAAACCUGCUGAAUACGUCCCCACAUCAAACUACCAAAGCCAGAUAUUUCCCUCACAUCACAAUGAACUGUUGUCUUGACUUUCCUCUCUCUGUGAUGGGUUCUGACCCGUGAUGACCAUCCUACCUUCAGUUUCACCACCUCAGAUCAGAGGUCUGUGAAGUCUGAGGACAGACUAAUUCCUGUUUUAAUGUUCAGACUGGGACCAGAAUCAAAAUUGUAAUAACACAGUAAAUAUGAAGAAUAGGUUGGAGGGACUCAGAAAACCAAGAGUCCUCCAGAAGAGUCAGAGUCCCCUGACUGAAUCCAAAGGAUACACCUUGGAUCAGGAGGCAAAGCCUGCGGACUGGCCUCGGAUCAACAUCCCACUUUGGUUCUGGAUCAGCUUCGGUUCCAGAGCAGCUUCGGUUCAGCGUUGUGGUUUUCCAAGCAGCACAUCAGGAACAUGGCGGGCUCUGACCCCUGAGUCAAACCACUAUGCCACUAAAAGCCCUUAAAACGCUGUAUUUGCUGUCUCAGCUAAGAAUGCUUCGUGUAAUUUACACUUUUGUAUCAAAAGCAUUUUUAUAUAAUAAAGGUUUUAUUUUAAGGAA
Messenger RNA from Melanotaenia boesemani (Boeseman's rainbowfish), 6783 nucleotides. RefSeq names its product low density lipoprotein receptor-related protein 5 (gene lrp5). The transcript is spliced from 29 exons. The record is from RefSeq and is a predicted model, not a curated record. Gene Ontology annotation, molecular function: protein binding. Bases 110 to 5053 code for a protein of 1647 amino acids. NCBI's taxonomy places the organism in Eukaryota, Metazoa, Chordata, Actinopteri, Atheriniformes, Melanotaeniidae.